Messenger RNA from Corythoichthys intestinalis (scribbled pipefish), 960 nucleotides. Its product is annotated as cortexin-1. Bases 203 to 478 code for a protein of 91 amino acids. The transcript is spliced from 2 exons. Lineage: Eukaryota; Metazoa; Chordata; Actinopteri; Syngnathiformes; Syngnathidae. The record is from RefSeq and is a predicted model, not a curated record.
GGCACCUCCCUCCAAGUGAGGAGACUUAAAGCCCCCGACACGGCAGAUGAGGAGGUUUAUGCCAGGAACGCCAUCGUGAGUUAAAGGGCCUCGACAAACCUCAGAUUAUUCCCAGGCGCAUUAAAACAAGGAAGGUCAUUUCACUUCGUAUUUGCAGAUAUACUUUCAUGAUGUGACUGUCAUUCAUAUUAAUCCACCCAAAAUGAGCUACACUAACUACUGGGUGGUGGACUACGACCUGUCGUCUCCGGCUCCGCCCAGCUUUCCCAGGGGCCCCGCCGUGCUGCAGCCAGUGGCAGGAAACCCCGAGCAGACCACGGCCUUGUGCUUUGUGGGCCUGCUGCUUCUCCUGCUGCUUUUCCUGCUGGUCCGCUGUGUGCGGAUUCUACUGGACCCUUACAAAAGCAUGCCGGCAUCUUCAUGGACCGACCGCAAGGAGGGUCUGGACAGAGGACAAUUCGAUUACGCGCUGGUUUGAAGGAUGGCACAAAUCCUAGCUUUGUUUAAUAUUAUUUUGUUUCAUAUUGUUAAAAAUAAAUAACUUCAGUAUCAAGCUUUUGCACGCUAAAUAUAACAUUUUCACAUGGUAAUUUAGUGUAAAAUGUGAUAAUUGUCAUGCAAAAACAUGAUAGCAUAAUCACAUAAAAACUUAAAAGUAAGAAUGUUGAACUCAACUCCUGAGUCAGUUCAAUACUUUCAAUGGUUUUAAGUAAUCAAUAAUCACAUUUUUACAUGCUAAUUAUCAUGUUUGACAUGAUAGUACCAUGUAAAAACGUGAUAUUUGACUUUUUUUGUAGCAAUUCACUGGUGGUAUGCGAAAGAAUCACUGCCUACAGUUCAGUUGUAUGUUCAGAUUUGAUAUUUGGGAACUGUUUGCUGUAUUUAAGUACAAUUAAGUUGUAUGUACAAUAUAUUUUAAUUGAACCAUUUAUUAUGGAAGUCAAGUUUUUUUUUUUUUUU